Messenger RNA from Hyaloscypha bicolor E, 1753 nucleotides. RefSeq names its product Nop domain-containing protein. The transcript is spliced from 2 exons. Bases 21 to 1589 code for a protein of 522 amino acids. Gene Ontology annotation, cellular component: precatalytic spliceosome; U4 snRNP; U4/U6 x U5 tri-snRNP complex. The record is from RefSeq and is a predicted model, not a curated record. Gene Ontology annotation, biological process: mRNA splicing, via spliceosome; spliceosomal tri-snRNP complex assembly. Lineage: Eukaryota; Fungi; Ascomycota; Leotiomycetes; Helotiales; Hyaloscyphaceae.
CCAAGGCCAAGGUCGAGAAGAUGGAGUUGGGAGGCGUCGACGAUGUGAGGAGUGUUGCCAAGCUGAUGAAAACUUUGGAGCCAGUCUUAGAGAAAAUCGCACAUUUUCAAUCGUUACCACCGGAGAAGCAGACGACAUUCGUUGGAACAAUCGAGGACAACCCUGAAUAUCACCUUCUUACCCAGUCGAAUACCCUCUCGACGUCGAUUGAUACCGAGAUUAUGAUCGUUCAUAAGUACAUCCGAGAUCAUUACUCGAUUCGAUUUCCCGAGUUGGAGACUUUGGUCACAAAUCCUUUAGAUUAUGCUAAGGUUGUUACUAUCAUUGGAAAUGGACCUAUGGAUGGAGAUAGCAUCAAGGCUCUGCAGACCUCGAAAGAAAACCCGUUGGGUGCUACACUACGAUCAGUUCUGGAUGGCCCAUCCGUCAUGAUUGUGACAGUCGAAGCAACAACAACCAAGGGUCGAGAGAUGUCACAAGUUGAGCUUGAGAGAGUUAUGCGUGCUUGUGACAUGACUCUGGCACUCGACAAAGCAAAGAAGACCUUGACAGAUUACGUUCAGUCACGGAUGAACCUAUUCGCUCCCAACCUAACAGCUCUCAUUGGAUCCCUCACAGCAGCACAACUCCUCAACUUCGCAGGAGGCCUUACAGGCCUGGCCAAAACUCCAGCAUGCAACCUCCCACCUUUAGGAUCCAAAAAGCAAUCUGGAACCGGAUUCGCAACCAAUGUCGGAGUUCGGCAACAAGGCUUUCUAUACCACUCACCCAUCAUUCGGGGAAUCCCCAAUGACCUUAAACGUCAAGCUAUGCGCAUUGUCUCCGCCAAAGUUGUGCUCGCUGCCCGGGUAGACAGAGUACAUAACAGCCCUGACGGCUCCACCGGCGAAGAACUUAAAGCCUCCUGUCUAGAACGCCUGGAGAAACUCACCGAACCACCACCAAAUAAAGGCCAACGAGCUCUUCCCGCACCAGACGACAAGCCCGCUCGCAAACGUGGCGGAAGACGAGCACGAAAAGCAAAGGAAGCAACUGCCAUGACGGAUCUUCGAAAAGCGCAAAACAGGAUGGCAUUUGGCAAAGAGGAAAAGGAAGUUGGAUACGGAACUGGAGACGGAACGAAGGGUCUGGGUAUGAUCGGCCAAGCGAACGACGGCCGGAUUCGGAAUCUGCAGGUCGAUCAACGGACGAAAGCGAAGCUCAGCGCGAAGAACAAAGGCUGGGGUGGUGCGACGCCGGUUGGUGGCUCUGCAUCUUCUCUUCGUGGAUUCGGCCAAGGUGCUGGUUCGGGCAUUGAUCUGAGAGGAAAGGGGUUGAGAGCUUCCGGGGUUGGAUCGACGGUUGGAGCGGGAGCUGGAACUGCGUCCUCGUUGGCCUUUACACCUGUUCAAGGCUUGGAACUGGUUGAUCCGAAGAUGCAGGCUGAGAUGAGUAGGAAGCGGAAGGCCGAAGAGGAUAGGUGGUUCAAGGGCGGAACGUUCACGCAAGUGGGAGGCGGAAGCUCGAGUAAUGGGAGUAUGGGGCCGCCACCAAAAAGAGUCGACACGGGCGUAGGCAAGAUGGCGCCUCCGCCUCUACCAAAGAAAUAGGGAAGACAAUUCUUUGAUAUCUCCAGAGCUUGGCGUUAAUGGUGGGCAUAUGGAAGGCGUUGUGAGGUUUAGAUGUCUGCUCGCCGCACUCGGCGAAAUGCUUGGGUCGAGCAAGCCAACUGCUUAGCAUAUACCUGGAUCAAAGCAUUCGAUGGAUUUUGCCA